ACCAAAAAGUGACAAGCAAAUAACCCAACCUAAACAUGGCGUCCGACGGUGAAGAUGUUAUCACAGACCAAGAAAAAGUUAAAAUAGUAUCGGAUUUCAUUCUCCAUUCGCCGCCUGGCGAAUUUAAUGAAGUCUUUAACGACGUACGAAAACUCCUCAAUAAUGACGACCUACUAAAGGAGGGCGCCAGCGGGGCAUUCGCCCAGUACAACAAAGACCAACUGACCCCAGUGAAAAUAGAAAACUCCGAUAACUUAGUGCUCAUCACCGAAUACAACGAUCAGGGAAACAACAGAUUUUUCGACCCGCGAAGCAGGCAGAGCUUUAAGUAUGACCACCUGCGAAAAGAGGCCUCCGACUACCAGACGUACACCCCGGAUCCAGCGGCGGAGCCCUGGCGCUCCGCUCUCGACGCUGAGUUCAUCCAGUACACCAGGAAUCAUUACCGGGACGGGGUGUGCAGUGUGGUGGGCAGGAACCAAGGGGGCAACGUGGUCUUGACAGUUUGCAUCGAAGACCACCAGUUCCAGCCAAAGAACUUCUGGAACGGCAGGUGGAGGUCGCAGUGGUCGAUCUCUCUGAAUGGAGGAUCCGUGGCAGAAGUUAGAGGUGUGUUGAAGGUGCAGGUACACUACUACGAGGAAGGCAAUGUCCAGCUGGUUAGCACGAAGGAAAUCAAAGAGUCAGUAGUGGUAACGAACGAGGCUCAAACGGCAAAGGAAAUAGUCCAGGUUGUUAUGAUUUAUGGAUUUUCACUAAUAUGACACUGAUUGAAAGUA
Molecule: messenger RNA, 779 nt
Organism: Leptinotarsa decemlineata (Colorado potato beetle)
Lineage: Eukaryota; Metazoa; Arthropoda; Insecta; Coleoptera; Chrysomelidae
Gene: cpa
Product: F-actin-capping protein subunit alpha
Biological process (GO): barbed-end actin filament capping; actin cytoskeleton organization
Cellular component (GO): cortical cytoskeleton; F-actin capping protein complex
Molecular function (GO): actin filament binding
Source: RefSeq, a predicted model, not a curated record